Molecule: messenger RNA, 1058 nt
Organism: Spodoptera litura
Lineage: Eukaryota; Metazoa; Arthropoda; Insecta; Lepidoptera; Noctuidae
Product: adenylate cyclase type 2-like
Biological process (GO): cAMP biosynthetic process; adenylate cyclase-inhibiting G protein-coupled receptor signaling pathway; adenylate cyclase-activating G protein-coupled receptor signaling pathway
Cellular component (GO): plasma membrane
Molecular function (GO): adenylate cyclase activity
Source: RefSeq, a predicted model, not a curated record
UUGAGGCAUUGGGACGUGUAUGCCAAGACUAAAAAACUCGGUUACUGGCGGGAAAGUAUUACGCGCGAACUUAUUUAUUUUUUAAACAUUUUUGACAGGUUUAUUUUUUUAAUAAAAUUGUAAAUACCUAAAUAAAAGUGUGUUUCGUUAAUUCUGUAAUUUAUUUGUUAAAAAGUAAUUUGUUUUGUGGGUGAAGUGAUGAGGGAGAAGAAUCAUUAAAUUACGUGCGACAAGUUCGUUUAUAAUAAAAUUGUUUUGGUUUCGGUGAGUGUAGUGUCUGUGUAUUAAAAAAUAUGGCUGACGCGGAAAAUUUGGGCGGGAAAGACGCCAUCAAAGAAGAAGAGGAGGAGGGCACAGAGUUGGAGUUGGAAGCUCUUUACAGAAGAUACUGCGUGAGACUGAAACACGCGCUGUUCGUGUCAGCUCUCUGUGUCACACUCUUCUGUUGUGUGUUCCUAUUGUGCGCUGUCUGUAUUCUGCAUUCACAUGAACUAUACAUGCAAACAAAAGCGAUCGCAUCACUAUCGGUUAUAACGUUCGUGUUAUCGAUAGUGUUGUGCCUCGCUUUGUUACCGGCGGCUCCAGAAUGGGAGGCUCUGGCGUUAGCUGGCUCUCUAUUGGUCACCGUGAGCCUCGGUGCUGGAACGCUGAUGGCCACUCAUCAUGCACCGCUGCCGCUUUUCGCUCUUAUAUUGAUGGUGCACACAAUGAUGCCUAUAGCUCGGCCGAUCGCCCUGGCAAUGUCGGCUGUCCUCACGUUAGCCUACAUUGGCCUAGCUUUGGGAGUCCGACCUGAAGGUGAAGAAACACAAUUUUAUCAGCAGCUGGUCUGCGAGCUAGCCCUCCUAAUAUCAGCCAGUGGCAUCGGUUUGUACUACCGAGCUUUAACAGAAAGAGCACAUAGGAAUACUUUCGCUGGCACCAGGACUUGCCUGGAGCAGCGAGUGAAACUGGAGUGUGAGAGAGAGCAACAGGAACGAUUGCUCCUCUCUGUCAUACCUGCGUAUAUUGCUGCUGAGGUAAGUGACAUUUUUGAUGAUGAUUUUUUGCAGGGUUGA